Molecule: messenger RNA, 1992 nt
Organism: Hyaena hyaena (striped hyena)
Lineage: Eukaryota; Metazoa; Chordata; Mammalia; Carnivora; Hyaenidae
Gene: SRSF3
Product: serine and arginine rich splicing factor 3
Exons: 6
Coding region: 132-626 (164 amino acids)
Biological process (GO): mRNA splicing, via spliceosome
Cellular component (GO): nuclear speck
Molecular function (GO): RNA binding
Source: RefSeq, a predicted model, not a curated record
GUCCGCCAUUUCGUGGACGCCAGGUCAGCGAGAGCAUCUGUGGGAGUCGGGGAGGAGGGGAGCGGGAAGCGGGAAGACCCAUCCGAGGGUGUGUGGAUUUGGGCGUCCGCAUUCUAACCCCAGAUUUCGAAAUGCAUCGUGAUUCCUGUCCAUUGGACUGUAAGGUGUACGUAGGUAAUCUGGGAAACAAUGGUAACAAGACUGAACUGGAACGAGCCUUUGGCUAUUAUGGACCACUCAGAAGUGUGUGGGUUGCCAGAAACCCUCCCGGCUUUGCUUUUGUUGAAUUUGAAGAUCCCCGAGAUGCAGCUGAUGCUGUCCGAGAGCUAGAUGGGAGAACACUAUGUGGCUGCCGAGUCAGAGUGGAACUCUCGAAUGGUGAAAAGAGAAGUAGAAAUCGUGGUCCACCUCCUUCUUGGGGUCGUCGCCCUCGAGAUGAUUAUCGGAGAAGGAGUCCUCCACCUCGUCGCAGAUCUCCAAGACGGAGAAGCUUCUCCCGUAGCCGGAGCAGGUCCCUUUCUAGAGAUAGGAGGAGAGAGAGAUCACUGUCUCGGGAGAGAAAUCACAAGCCGUCCCGAUCCUUUUCUAGGUCUCGUAGCCGAUCUAGGUCAAAUGAAAGGAAAUAGAAGACCAGUUUGCAAGAGGAGUGGUGUACAGGAAAUAACUUCAUUUGACAGGAGUAUGUACAGAAAAUUCAAGUUUUGUUUGAGACUUCAUAAGCUUGGUGCAUUUUUAAGAUGUUUUAGCUGUUCACAUUUGUUUGUCUUUGAACAGUGACACAUAAAGAUGUAAUUCUCUAUGAUUUGAAUGGAUCAUAUGAGGCAUGUAAUAUUAAGAAUUGUUACUUUACAAUGUUCCCUUAAGCAAAAUUGAAUUUGCUUUGAAGUUUAGUCUUAAAUACACUGAUAAUAAACCUCUUAUUAACUCCUGCCCAGCUAAAGCUUGACAUUUCAUAUUAUGAAGACAAAACCGGCAAAAAUUGAACGAAGAGUUUUUCCGUCGCUGAGAUAACAGUGUGUGUGCAGUUGUAAUUGAACAAGCAGUCUUUAAGAGCUGCUGUGAACACAAGCCAGCAGGUAAAAAUUAAGCUGCACUGUUAAUUAGGUUAGAGGUUUAAAAGAAAAGUCCAACUAGUCUUCGUACUGGGCAGAGGUGGUCCAGUUGGUGUAGAAUUGGAAGUUUCAAGACCGUUUUAUUUUUGUUUUAGGUCAUAAGUUCGUUCUUAACACAAUAGCUGUAUAUGAACACACAGCUCUUUGUAAGCCUUCUCUCUUUGGAAAUUCGAAACUAUUCAAAAUCCUGGCAGUUUAAGGGUACAUUGUAGAGCUGAACCUUGAGUUACUGUGCAAGAUUUUUUUUCAUGCUGUCAUUUGUAAUAUGUUUGUGAGAAUCCUUGGGAUUAAAGUUUUGGUUACAAAUUGUAAGCCUGUUUUUCCUUGCAAAAUUAAAAUCUGUGAGCUUGGUAUCAAGUCCAGGUAUAACAUUCCUAUUGGAAGCCAUACUUAUAUUUUCUUGUAAAGUGCUUUUUGAAUUAAUAAAAUAUUAGCAUAAUUGUUUAAUAGUCGAACCCACUAUUACCAUAGUUCUUGUCCAUGGAAAUCCGUGGGUUACACAAAUCUUAGAAGAAAACAAUUGAGGCUGUAGGGAACCUUUUUUAGGAGUAGGAGCCAGUUCAAAGACCACGAUACUUCGUGACCAACAUUUUAAAGUAUAGCAACCUGGUACAUUAUAACCCAAAGUGGCCUAUAAAAAAGGCUUUAUCAUUAGCAUGAGACCUUUCCACAAAGCUUUAAAAUCGCUUCCAUUUUAUAUAAUUCGAGGUGUUGCAUGGAAAUUCUAAAUUGAUCCAUCAUGAUGUAAAAUUCACUAUAUGGUUCUAAUGUAACAGUGCAGAACUGAAUAUGGAGGCAUGCAUAACCUUCCUCUUAGAAAUCCAGAGGAGUUGUAAUUUUAAAUUUUUGUGCGAUUAGAUUAAAUCAUAAUGCAACAGUC